CCAAGUGCUGGGAUUACAAGCAUGGGCCACCGUGCCCGGCCUAAAUAAAAUUUUGAAGAGGCUAGAGCCCCGCACUUGUGCCUUGAGCUUACCUCAACACCCUGGUUCCACUAAAACUUUAUUGACAAAAUUAUGCUGCCGGUCUGCAGGAUGUAGUUUAACAAUUUGAUUAUUUUGGAUAUUGUUUACGGUUACCAAAGUUUUUGGACCUUAAAUUCUGUACCAGAGGUGAGUGCCGCACCCUAACCUUGUCUGAGUUUUUAUGUGUAAAGAUCAUAAAACGUUGUAAGUUUUCUAAAACACAUAAGCUCUCAAUAAACGUUAGCUUAUCAUUGUCACCUUUUUGUUCGUAAUGUUUGAAAACUCCAGCUGUGAUCCACUACCCUUGUGGGAUGCUGUCUCUUUUAACUCUGUGCCACGUUGUAUCCCAUGAGUUCUUGCGUUUUUCCGCCCCGCUGUAUCCCAUGGUUCCUUGUGCCUUCCGGCUACGACUGCUUACAGCCCCGCCUCUUCCUCUGCGUGCCGGACCAUGGCGCAGGGGCAGCGCAAGUUCCAGGCGCACAAACCCACAAAGAGCAAGACGGCAGCGGCGGCCUCUGAAAAGAAUCGGGGCCCAAGAAAAGGCGGUCGUGUUAUCGCUCCGAAGAAGGCGCGCGUCGUGCAGCAGCAAAAGCUCAAAAAGAACCUAGAAGUCGGGAUCCGGAAGAAGAUCGAACAUGAUGUGGUGAUGAAAGCCAGCAGCAGCUUGCCCAAAAACCUGGCACUGCUGAAGGCCCCAGCCAAGAAGAAAGGGGCAGCUGCUGCCACCUCCUCCAAGACACCUUCCUGAGGACGCUGGCCCCAGCGCAGGCCAACACCCCACCCCCUACCUCCAUAUGGGACCUUGCAAGUCAUCCCACAGGCUGCACUGUCAGGAAGAGAGGACCCUGUCCCCCAGCACUGGGCUUCACCUAGAACUUGAGUGGGGGCCAAGGGUGCUGAGAACCCAGCAAUGACCAGGAAGAUACAGUCACCAACUUCAUCUGUCCCCGUGCCCCUUCCCAGGUCCUGCCUCCACAGGUUUAACCCAGAACAAUAAACCUGGCUUUGUCAUCC
Messenger RNA from Nomascus leucogenys (northern white-cheeked gibbon), 1095 nucleotides. It is a transcript of the gene C10H19orf53, whose product is annotated as chromosome 10 C19orf53 homolog. NCBI's taxonomy places the organism in Eukaryota, Metazoa, Chordata, Mammalia, Primates, Hylobatidae. The record is from RefSeq and is a predicted model, not a curated record.